AUGGAAGGUUUUGAUGAGGCUGGAGUAUUUUUCUCCGAUAAUUUGCUUGGAGAUGGACAUCAAGAUGGGAAUCAAAUAAAUAUGCAAGCCGUGAAAAAGAAAUAUAAGGAAUUUAUUCGAACAUUUAAUGAAGAUAAUUUUUUCUACAAAUAUCGAGAUACUUUAAAGAGAAAUUACCUUAAUGGGCGUUAUUUUUUGGAAGUGGAGAUGGAGGACCUUGCGGGUUUUGACGAGUCGUUGGCUGAUAAGUUAACAAAACAGCCGACAGAACACUUGCAAAUCUUUGAGGAAGCUGCUCGUGAAGUUGCCGAUGAAAUAACAGCACCUCGUCCAGAGCAAGAGGAAAAUAUGCAUGACAUACAAGUUCUGAUCAUGUCUAAUGCCAAUCCAACAAAUAUUCGAGACAUUAAAUCUGACAGCGUCUCGAAAUUAGUGAAAAUUGCUGGUAUUAUUGUGGCUGCAUCUGGUAUUAAGGCAAAAGCAACACGAAUGUCUAUUAUGUGUCGUUCUUGCCAUACAGUGAUUCCCAAUUUGAAAGUUAAUCCUGGGUUGGAAGACUAUGCUCUACCCCGUAAGUGUAAUACGGAUCAAGCGGGAAGGCCAAAAUGUCCCCUCGAUCCGUUUUUUGUCAUGCCCGAUAAAUGUAAAUGUGUGGAUUUUCAAAUACUCAAGUUGCAAGAACUACCCGAUUUUGUGCCGCAAGGCGAAAUUCCUAGACAUUUGCAGUUAUUUUGCGACAGGUCUUUGUGCGAAAGAGUCGUACCAGGUAAUCGUGUUUUAAUACAAGGAAUAUAUUCUAUAAGAAAAGUCGGCAAACCCUCGCGUCAAGAUGGACGAGAGAAAGCUGUAGUUGGUGUAAGAGCACCUUAUAUGCGUGUCGUCGGUAUAACUGUAGAUACAGAAGGAUCGGGUGCUAUAUCUAGAUACAGCAAUAUAACAAGUGACGAGGAAGAGACCUUUCGCCGUAUGGCAGCCUCGCCAGAUAUAUAUGAACGCUUAUCCAAGUCCUUGGCUCCCAGUAUUUUCGGUUCAGAUGAUAUAAAAAAAGCGAUUACAUGUUUAUUGUUUGGAGGUUCCCGUAAACGUUUGCCUGAUGGAUUGUGCAGACGUGGUGAUAUCAAUGUACUACUACUAGGAGAUCCUGGUACAGCAAAGUCUCAACUCUUAAAGUUUGUGGAAAAAGUUGCACCUAUCGGUGUCUAUACUUCCGGUAAAGGAUCAAGUGCUGCUGGUUUAACCGCUUCUGUAAUGAAAGAUCCUGCAACACGCAAUUUUGUUAUGGAAGGAGGAGCAAUGGUGUUAGCCGAUGGUGGUGUUGUUUGCAUUGACGAAUUUGAUAAAAUGCGGGAAGAUGAUCGUGUUGCUAUUCAUGAAGCAAUGGAACAACAAACUAUAUCUAUAGCCAAAGCUGGUAUCACAACAACAUUAAAUUCUCGUUGUUCUGUAUUGGCGGCUGCUAAUUCAAUAUUUGGGCGCUGGGACGAUACCAAAGGAGAGGAAAAUAUUGAUUUUAUGCCAACUAUCUUAUCCCGUUUUGAUAUGAUUUUCAUAGUGAAAGAUGUUCACGACGAAUCGAGGGAUAUUACGUUAGCUAAACAUAUAAUAAACGUCCACCUUUCAUCGAAUAAAGCAGGUACAACAGAACAAGCUGAGGGAGAAAUUCCACUGUCCCUCUUUAAGAAAUAUAUUCACUACUGCCGUACACAUUGUGGCCCCCGUUUAAGCGAAGAAGCUGGAGAAAAAUUAAAAAGUAGAUACGUUCUUAUGCGUAGUGGAGCUAAUCAACAAGAAAAGUCAGCAGAUAAACGUUUAAGUAUUCCUAUUACUGUGCGCCAGUUGGAAGCAAUAAUCCGAAUUUCAGAAUCUCUGGCAAAAAUGAGUUUAUUACCAUUCGCAACAGAUGAACAUGUCAACGAAUCCUUGCGAUUAUUCCAGGUAUCAACAUUAGAUGCUGCCAUGACUGGUAGUUUGGCUGGGGCAGAAGGCUUUACCACAGAAGAGGACCAGGAGAUAUUAAAUAGGAUUGAAAAGCAAUUAAAGCGCCGCUUUGCUAUUGGAUCACAAGUUUCAGAACAAAAUGUUGUUCAGGAUUUCUUACGACAGAAGUACGAAGAACGUAGCAUUUUAAAAGUUAUUCAUACAAUGAUACGUCGAGGGGAGCUUCAGCAUCGUAUGCAAAGGAAAAUGUUAUAUCGUUUAUGUUAAAUUUAUAAAUUCUU
Messenger RNA from Musca vetustissima, 2219 nucleotides. It is a transcript of the gene Mcm5, whose product is annotated as DNA replication licensing factor Mcm5. Gene Ontology annotation, molecular function: single-stranded DNA binding; single-stranded DNA helicase activity; ATP binding. The transcript has 4 exons. The coding region runs from base 1 to 2205 and encodes 734 amino acids. NCBI's taxonomy places the organism in Eukaryota, Metazoa, Arthropoda, Insecta, Diptera, Muscidae. Gene Ontology annotation, biological process: DNA replication; DNA replication initiation; double-strand break repair via break-induced replication. The record is from RefSeq and is a predicted model, not a curated record. Gene Ontology annotation, cellular component: nucleus; MCM complex.